Messenger RNA from Ochotona princeps (American pika), 2571 nucleotides. It is a transcript of the gene DNAJC10, whose product is annotated as DnaJ heat shock protein family (Hsp40) member C10. The transcript has 22 exons. Gene Ontology annotation, cellular component: endoplasmic reticulum. Lineage: Eukaryota; Metazoa; Chordata; Mammalia; Lagomorpha; Ochotonidae. The record is from RefSeq and is a predicted model, not a curated record. Bases 132 to 2513 code for a protein of 793 amino acids. Gene Ontology annotation, biological process: protein folding in endoplasmic reticulum. Gene Ontology annotation, molecular function: disulfide oxidoreductase activity.
AGCCAGUUUUACAAGGGCUGAUUCACUUUUGAAGUAAUGCGGACAGAUUCUCAGAGCUGCGUAUUACAUCAGCUGGAAGCAGCAGUGGAUCUUAAGGGUCACCUAAGUCGGAACUCGUAUUAACGAGGAGAAUGGGAGUCUGCUUAGAUAAAGAUGCCGAUAUCCGGGACAUGAAGAGGAUCUGUCUCUGUUUUCUGAUUGUGUGUAUGGCCGUUUUAGUAGGCACCGAUCAGGAUUUUUACAGUCUACUGGGAGUGUCUAAAACCGCAAGCAGCAGAGAAAUCAGACAAGCUUUCAAGAAGUUGGCAUUGAAAUUACAUCCUGAUAAAAAUCCAAAUAACCCAAAUGCACAUGGUGACUUUUUAAGAAUAAAUAGAGCAUAUGAAGUACUCAAAGAUGAAGAUCUGCGAAAAAAGUAUGACAAGUAUGGAGAAAAAGGACUUGAAGAUAAUCAAGGUGGCCAGUAUGAAAGCUGGAACUAUUAUCGUUAUGAUUUUGGUAUUUAUGAUGAUGAUCCUGAAAUCAUAACAUUAGAAAGAAGAGAAUUUGAUGCUGCUGUGAACUCCGGAGAACUGUGGUUUGUCAACUUCUACUCCCCAGGAUGUUCACACUGUCAUGAUUUAGCUCCUACCUGGAGAGACUUUGCUAAAGAAGUGGAUGGAUUACUUCGGAUUGGAGCUGUUAACUGUGGCGAUGACAGAAUGCUUUGCCGGAUGAAAGGAGUCACCAGUUACCCCAGCCUCUUCAUUUUUAGAUCUGGAAUGGCUACAGUGAAGUAUCAUGGAGACAGAUCAAAAGAAAGCUUGGUGAAUUUUGCCAUGCAGCAUGUGAAAACCACAGUGACAGAACUAUCAACAGGAAAUUUUGUUAACUCUAUACAGACUGCUUUUGCUGCUGGUAUUGGCUGGCUCAUCACUUUCUGUUCCACAGGAGGAGAUUGUUUGACUUCACAGACACGACUGAGGCUUAGCGGCAUGUUGGAAGGUCUAGUUAAUGUAGGGUGGAUGGACUGUGCCACCCAGGAAAACCUUUGCAAAAGUUUGGAUAUCACAACAAGCACUACGGCUUACUUUCCUCCUGGAGCCACUUUAAACAACAAAGAGAAAAACAGUGUUUUGUUUCUUAAUUCAUUGGAUGCUAAAGAAAUUUAUUUGGAAAUAAUACGAAAUCUUCCAGACUUUGAAUUGCUUUCAGCGAGCACAUUAGAGGAUCGCUUGGCACAUCAUCGAUGGCUCUUAUUUUUUCAGUUUGGGAAAAAUGGAAAUUCAGAUGAUCCUGAGUUGAAAAAACUAAAAACUCUACUUAAAAAUGAUCAUAUUCAAGUUGGCAGGUUUGACUGUUCUUCUGCCCCAGACAUCUGUAGCAGUCUUUACGUUUUCCAGCCAUGCCUAGCAGUAUUUAAAGGACAGGGAACCAAAGAGUAUGAAUUCCAUCAUGGAAAGAAGAUUCUAUAUGAUAUACUUGCCUUUGCCAAAGAAAGUAUUAAUUCUCAUGUGACUACACUUGGACCUCAAAAUUUUCCUGCCAAUGACAAAGAACCAUGGCUUGUUGAUUUUUUUGCCCCUUGGUGUCCGCCAUGUCGAGCUUUACUGCCAGAGUUAAGAAAAGCCUCAACACUUCUUUAUGGACAGCUGAAGUUUGGUACGCUGGAUUGUACAAUUCAUGAGGGACUCUGUAACAUGUAUAAUAUUCAGGCUUAUCCAACAACAGUGGUAUUCAACCAAUCCAACAUUCAUGAGUAUGAAGGGCAUCAUUCUGCUGAACAGAUCUUGGAGUUCAUAGAGGACCUUAGGAAUCCUUCUGUGGUCUCCCUUACACCUACUACUUUCAAUGAACUAGUUAAAAACCGAAAAUAUGAUGAAGUUUGGAUGGUUGACUUCUAUUCUCCAUGGUGUCAUCCAUGUCAAGUGCUGAUGCCGGAAUGGAAGAGAAUGGCUCGGACACUAAAUGGACUGCUAAGUGUGGGCAGUGUGGACUGCCAACAGUACCAUUCUUUCUGUACUCAAGAGAAUGUUCAGAGAUACCCUGAGAUAAGGCUUUUUCCACAAAAAUCAAAUAAAGGCUUUCAGUAUCAUAGCUACAAAGGUUGGAAUAGGGAUGCUUAUUCCCUAAGAAUCUGGGGUCUAGGAUUUUUACCUCAAGUGUCCAUUGAUUUAACACCGCAGACUUUCCAGGACAAAGUUUUACAAGGGAAAAGCCACUGGGUAGUUGAUUUCUAUGCUCCUUGGUGUGGACCUUGCCAGAAUUUUGCUCCAGAAUUUGAGCUCUUGGCUAGGUUAAUUAAAGGAAAAGUGAAAGCUGGCAAGGUAGACUGCCAGGCUUAUGGGCAUACAUGCCAAAAAGCUAACAUCAAAGCUUACCCAACUGUGAAACUGUAUCUCUAUGACAGAAAAAAGAGGAAUAUUUUGGAAGAACAAAUACCUUCUAGAGAUGCAAAAGCAAUUGCUGACUUAAUAGAUGGAAAACUGGAAAUGCUCCAAAAUCAAGGGAAGCGAGAUAAGGAUGAACUUUGAAGAUAAAGAAAAAAUAAGCACUGCUCAGAAGAUAGAAUGUUAAUACAUUCACGGUGGA